AUGUUCGUGUUGGAUAAUGGCGCUACUUCUGAGGCGUUUGCAAAAUUGUAUCUCAACGAAGAGUUAGCCGACGUUCAUUUUAAGUUCAACGUUGACGACAAAACUCAAAGGAUUCCAGCAAACAAAGCAAAUCUGGCCAUUCUCAGCCCCGUAUUUCGAACUAUGUUUUUUGGAUCGUUGACAGAAAAAGGAGAUGUUGAGAUUGUUGAUGCAUCCAUUGGUGCAUUUAAAGAGUUCCUUCAGCUCUUUUAUCCUCGUGAAGUGACUUUAACUAUGGAACAUAUCGAGACCGUUGCUCGUUUGGCCGAUAAGUAUGAUGUUUUAGAAUAUUUCAAUGAAUGUGUCGCGUCUCUCAAAGACCAACUGACACUGGAUAAUAUGUGUUGUGGAUAUCAAUUGGCUGUGAAUCUCGGCAAUGAAGACCUGAUCCAAUUCUGUGAGGACAAAAUUGCUAAAUCAACAACGGAUAUUUUCGCCACCGAUGCUUUUUUGCGUUGUGAUAGAGUUGCUUUGAAGCGAUUGUUAAAGCUGGAUCUAGCUUGCAUGGAAGUCGAUGUAUUUGAUGCAUGUUUGUCAUGGGCCAAACACACAUGUAAGCAAAACAAUUUGGAUGGAAUGCAACCGGAAAACCUGCGAAAUCAGCUGGGAGAUUGUUUACAUUUACUACGAUUUGGCUCAAUGCAAUUGGAUGAAUUUUGUAAAAGGUGCAUGUUACAUAGAGGUCUAUUCACCGCAACAGAGUAUGAAGAUGUUAUGUUUUCAAUAGCGUCGAAGGAGUAUCAACCGACUAUAUUCAAUCGAAUUCCUCGGCAUCUCAAAUGGGACGAGGACAAAAAAUUGGAACUUUCUCGGAGGACAUCAAAUCCAGAACCAGUAAAGUACGUUCAAUUAACAGAAGUCGCUUCAUUUUCAUCGAAUUGUCUCCUUUUACUGGGAGGAUUUCGUACAACAAUUUUACCCGAAUAUGUACCAACAAAAAAAUCGACCCAGGCAAAAAUAAUUAUCACCGAAAGCAAAGAUUUCAAGUUUCGCUCAGACGAUUCACCAAGGGUUCUUUAUCGCGGGACAUCUGAAUAUUGGAAUGGCUAG
Molecule: messenger RNA, 1089 nt
Organism: Sitodiplosis mosellana (orange wheat blossom midge)
Lineage: Eukaryota; Metazoa; Arthropoda; Insecta; Diptera; Cecidomyiidae
Product: BTB/POZ domain-containing protein 2-like
Exons: 1
Coding region: 1-1089 (362 amino acids)
Molecular function (GO): protein binding
Source: RefSeq, a predicted model, not a curated record